This is a messenger RNA of Aureococcus anophagefferens, 3158 nucleotides long. RefSeq lists its product as hypothetical. Gene Ontology annotation, molecular function: protein binding. The transcript is spliced from 8 exons. Bases 1 to 3021 code for a protein of 1006 amino acids. Lineage: Eukaryota; Pelagophyceae; Pelagomonadales; Pelagomonadaceae. The record is from RefSeq and is a predicted model, not a curated record.
AUGAGCACGCCCCGCACGGGCAGCGUCUCCUGCGUGAUCGUCGACACCUUCUCCACGAAGGCCUUGGACCACGCGCCGUACGGUAACCCGAGCUGCUCGUGGACGAACGCGAAGCAGCGCCCCGCGGGCAGCUUGCUCGUGGCCAUGCGCGCGAGCCGCGCGUCGACCGUCGCCAUGACGCAGACGUCCCACUCGGCGUUGUUCAUUUCCAACUCCGAGUUCGACGAGAAGCGCCUGCGGCGGCUCCUGAAGAAGAAGCUCAAGCAGCACGAGCAGGAGGCCAAGAGCCUCCGGGAGGCCGCCGCCGCCGAGGGCAGGGAGGCCCACAUGCCCUUCCAGCUCGUCGCCGAUCCGGCGUCGCCCUACGGCAUGCGCUGCUCCUUCGACGGCCCCGCGUCCGCGAAGAAGCACGGCUUCGACGACUGGGCGCCCGCGUCGCCGCGCGGGAGCGCGCUGGAGCCGCUGACGCCCGGCGCCGAGCCGGCCCCGCGGCCCGCGUCGGCGCCCGCGGGGCGCCGGCCGCCGCCGGAGCCCGCGGAGGCCGCGGAGCCCGCGGUCGCGUGGGCCGCGUCGCCGGACAAGUACUCGCAGCGGAAGCUCUUCCCCGACGCGCCCGCCGAGGCGCCGCGCGCGACCGCGGCGCCGCGGCGCGGCACGGUCGUCGAGGCGCCGCGGCGCGGGUCCGUCGCCCGCGCGGACUCGCGGCGCGGGAGCCUGGCGUCCGCGCAGUCGACGAGCAGGCUGCUCCGCGCGGAGAGCGCGCCCGCGCUGUCGCGCGACGAGCAGCGGCGCCGCGCGAAGAGGGAGCGCGACGCCCACCCGGCGACGCUCGGCAAGUCCGCGAGCGCGGGCGACUUCGGCGCGCGGAAGGCGGAGCAGGCGCGGCUCCGGCGGUCGGAACGCGAGGCGCAGGCGGCCGCGGAGGCGCGCGCGCGCGACGCGCGGCGCGUGGCCAAGAUCGAGCGCGACGCGGCCUGCCGGCUCUGGCUCGGCCUCGUGCCCCGGGCGGCCGUGGGCCUCGCGCUGGAGCGGGGGCUGCGACGCCACCGCGCGCGCGAGGCCGCGGCCGCGGAGCGGCUCAAGUCCGCGAUGACCAUCCAGAAGGCGCGGCGCGGCCGCGUCGCGCGGGACCUCAUCUACUACAGCGCGCGCCUCGCGCGGGCCGCGGGCCAGAACAUGCGCCUGCUGCUGCAGAUCCGCAUCCAGCGGAAGCGGCGCGCGCUCCGGCGCGUCGCCUGGUUCUUCGCGGCGACGGAGCGGUUCCGCCGCUUCAAGCACGCGUCCGCGCGCAUCCACCGCUCCGCCCGGGCCAUGCAGCGCGGCGUGCGCGACUUCGCCGCGUGCACGACGGCGCGCGUCGCCGUGCUGCGGCUCCUCUGGCUCCGGUGCGAGGACGAGCACGGCGCGCUCACGAAGAAGAAGAAGAAGCGGAAGCCGAGGAGCAAGCGCAAGGAGGACGGCGAGGAGGAGCAUUAUGUCGGCGCGCGCCAAUUGUUGCGGGACGACGACGCGUGGGACAAGGUCUCGGAGCGCAUGGACGUCGUCCGCGACCGAUUGGUCCGCAAGGGCGUCCUCAAGGCGCCGUCGUCGGGCCACCUCGACCCGGCUCUAGUGCGCGACGUCGCGGGGGCCGCGCUGGCGCACGCGGACCCCCAGCGCGAGGAGCAGAUCGUCAUCCUGCUGCGGGACCUGCGCGCGGAGCACCGGGCGCGCUGGUCCGAGGAGGCGCGGCGCGCGCACCACGCGGCGUCGCGCACCUACAGCGGCACGGAGGCCUUUCGCCUGCUGGCGCUCGACGACAUCCACCGCAGGGCGUCGGCGCUCGUGCCCCAGGACCCGGGGCUGCGCAAGUGGCCGCUCAUGGCCUUUUUUCGGCCGCCGGGCUUUGCGCGGUCCUUCCUCGGCGACGGGGACUCGCGGCCCCCGCGCUGGCGCCACCACGACUCGCUCAAGGGGCGGGUCUACGAUGUCCUGCUGGCCUACCGCGCCGCCGAGGCCUUCGAGGAGCACUCGAAGGACUACCGGCGCGCGUCGACGCGGGCCUCGCUCAUCGCGAACGCCAUCGACAUGGAGCGCGCGAAGCGGGCGCUCGGGUCCAUCCACUUCCGCGACGCGCCCGUCGACCGCGGCGGCACCCAGGCGAAGAAGAAGGUCGCGUUCGUCGAGGAGCCGGCGCGGACGCGCGGCCACGGGACCCUCGCGGCCUACAAGGGCAAGCUCGGGAACAGCGUCGGGCCGUCGCUCGUCGCCGCCAAGCCCAAGGCGCCGGCCGCAGACGCCGAAGAGGAGAAAGUAACCGGCUUCAAGGAGGGCCGCUGGGACGACGACGAGCACGACCGCUUCAUCGUCGCCAUGGCCGACUUCGUCGACGGCAACAACGCGCCCGUCAACCAGAGCGCGCGGCGCGAGAAGUGGGGCGCCAUCGCCGCGGCGCGCGCCCGCGCCGUCGGCACGCGGUCGACGCUCCAGUGCCGGAGCCACGCCCAGAAGCAUUAUAUCAAGGAGAAGAAGCAGCGCGCGCCCGCGCGCGAGAAGCAGCUCAAGGUCGUCAAGGAGACCAAGAAGGCGCCCGCCGCCGUGCACCGCGUGACGCCGCAGCCGUCGAUGUCGAACUCGCCCGAGCCGUCGAUCCACGGCUCGCGCCUCGACCUCAGCGAGGGCUUCGUCGCCGGCGACACGGCCGCGAACCUCGAGGAGGCCGUGCGCAUCCUCUCGCCGCCGCGCCCGCCGGGCCGGCUCGCGCGGCUCCGGCCGUCGGCGCUCACGGCCGAGGCGCUCUUCUCCCCGUCGGGCGGCCCCGUCGACGUCGAGCACGGGUCGCCGCGCCCGGACGUCGAGCGCGCGUCGCCGCGCCCGGCCAUCGUCGACGACGCCGAGGACGAGGCGCUCCGGCUCUUCGACAGCCCCGUCAUCCUCUCGCAGCCGUCGUCGCCCAAGAUCUACGACUCGGAUGCCGCCUGGGCCAAGGUCAUGAACACCUUCACGGAGGAGGUCGACUUCCACUCGCUCCCCGUCUUCUAGAAGCGGACGCCGCGUGAUAACCGGCACGUCCCGAGCGAGCCGCGUCGCGCGCCACCACGGCGCGUGCGCACAUAGCCCCCGACUCCCCCGACACCAUGCACAUACUACCUCCGAGGUAUCCUAAAUGGGAUUUCGUG